Molecule: messenger RNA, 2216 nt
Organism: Callorhinchus milii (elephant shark)
Lineage: Eukaryota; Metazoa; Chordata; Chondrichthyes; Chimaeriformes; Callorhinchidae
Product: NADPH oxidase organizer 1
Exons: 8
Coding region: 546-1973 (475 amino acids)
Biological process (GO): superoxide anion generation
Molecular function (GO): protein binding; phosphatidylinositol binding; superoxide-generating NADPH oxidase activator activity
Source: RefSeq, a predicted model, not a curated record
ACAGAGUCACAGAGACACCACUGAGUACACUCCUCGUUCGGUUUAGUUGAUUGCGAUUGGGUUUUGAGGCUAUAAAAAGGCUCCACUCCGCUCACGAGAGACAGAGAGAGAAGUAACUCAAACCAGGAGCCAGAGGGGCAUCACCUAAACCAGGAGCCAGAGGGGCAUCACCUAAACCAGGAGCCAGAGGGGCAUCACCUAAACCAGGAGCCAGAGGGGCAUCAGCUAAACCAGGAGCCAGAGGGGCAUCAGCUACACCAGGAGCCAGAGGGGCAUCACCUAAACCAGGAGCCAGAGGGGCAUCACCUAAACCAGGAGCCAGAGGGGCAUCAGCUACACCAGGAGCCAGAGGGGCAUCAGCUACACCAGGAGCCAGAGGGGCAUCAGCUACACCAGGAGCCAGAGGGGCAUCAGCUACACCAGGAGCCAGAGGGGCAUCAGCUACACCAGGAGCCAGAGGGGCAUCACCUAAACCAGGAGCCAGAGGGGCAUCACCUAAACCAGGAGCCAGAGGGGCAUCCACCAGUCCCCCCCCACCAGACGGGAUGAAUCCCCGCUGCCCUCUGUCUGUGAGGGUUAUUGGUGUUAUGCAGCACCAGAAGCGGAAGACUUUCCUCACAUCGGUGCUGUGGUCCGACCAAAACGAUGUCAUCGUCUACAGGACCUUUGAAGAGUUCAAGAAGUUGCACAAAACACUGGUACAGAAAUUCCCCGUGGAGGCAGGGCGCAUUAAGAAAUCCGACAGAAUUCUACCCAAGUUUCAAGAUAUUUCGUUGAAGGACAGGAGGCACAGGCGUGUGAGUAAAUCUGUCCUCAGAGUCCAACUGCUGGAGAAAUACUGUUCCAAUUUACUGGACACCAGUGCGAAAAUCUCCCAGUGUCAAGACGUUGUACAGUUCUUCCUGCCCAACAGUCAGGAUCUCAAACCUUCAUUCCCCUCAAACAGUAUUGUUAUCAUGCCUUCUGGAGCCGGGGAGCAGACUGGUGACUUGAACGGUCCGAACAAAACUUCCAUUCAGUCCAUCACCCAGCCUGGAGUUCUGGAGAGCUACAGGUGUAUUGCCUCGUACGAAACCAAAGACACCAAAAACAAAGCGUUUAAGAUCCUGGAAGGUGAAAUAGUCGAUGUAGUAGCCAAGAACCCAUCAGGAUGGUGGCUGGUGGAGAAUGACGAGAAGCAGUUGGCUUGGUUCCCGGCGCCCUAUCUGAAGAAGUGCCUCAAUGCUGCCCCCUCAGUGCUGCCAAAUAACGAUGAAAGAGGGUGUCUAUAUUACGUUGUGACAAGCUAUGAAGCAACAAACGAGAAGGACGAGCUGUCCAUCCAGGAGGGCGUCAUCAUUCAGGUUUUGCAGAAGUCCAAUGACGGCUGGUGGCUUGUCAGGUACGCUGGACAAACUGGCUAUGUCCCCUCUGUGUAUCUCCAGCAGUACAGAAACCCACAUUCAAAAUUCCAGAUGCUCACAAAGGCCAAUAUGUACACCUCCACACCAAACCUCCUCGCCUCUGUGAGCUUUCUGGAGAAUCGGUCAAACGGAGCCCUGAGGAGCCACACGAGUCCAGUUGAUCAGACGCAGGGCGGUAACAAGGAGACAAUGACAUUGACCAGGAAACUGUCAAAGUCAAUCAACUACUUGCCUGACAAUACAACGUACAAUGAGAGCUUCCACAAUUCAAUUGAGUCAGAAAGUGGCUCGGAGAGUAACAGUGAUGACAUUAGCAUGACCACCGUGAGCUCAAGCAAGUCACACUCCUCCGAGGAUGUUAGUUUGUCAGAGAGUUACAGUGCGCGUCCAGCGUCUGACGAUGAACCAGCGAAGAAUAAUUCUGCGCCUGUCCUGUCUGAGAAGAGUUCUGCCACCGUCCCAAAGCCCCAAAUCCCGCCAAGGCCACACACUCAUGAAAUCUUAACCAAAUGUUCGACCGUCACUAAAAACAUAAUCCUGAAAGCUCAAAACAAAAAGCCUCCACUUUAACCUGAUGGUGGGGAAUACAAUCCGCAAAGAGCGCUGAAAAGAUUGGUGGGAAAAAGUUUAACAAACCAUUAAGUAAACAUUUUUGCUAAGUUGUGUUGCAGUUACAAUUUUAAAAGGUUUUAAAAGGUUUUAAAAGCCAAUACAUUAUGUUAAACGUGUCAGAUGUUGAGUUUUAGCUUUUGUUACAUUAACUGACGUAAUUACUGUGCAGCAAGGAAUCUUGAAACACCCGUAGAACAAAGA